UCUGAUGGGUCGGAUGUGCUGGAUGGACCAGAAGAAAGACAAAAUUCGAAGUACAAUUUUCCUAUCCUGAAGUUAGCCCACGACUGUGCUAGGAUGCAAGGUGCAUUUGGACCAGCCUGUAUUUUCCUAAGGAAAGGGAUUGCAGAGAAACAUGUGGAGCGAGAGCUAGCACCUGAUGAAAUUGAAGAGCUAAAAGAAGCCUUCACAGAGUUUGACAAAGACAAAGAUGGCUUCAUAACCUGCAAAGAUCUAGGAAACUUGAUGCGCACAAUGGGCUACAUGCCAACUGAGAUGGAACUCAUUCAGCUGUCCCAGCAGAUCAACAUGAACUUGGGAGGUCGAGUAGAUUUUGAGGACUUCGUGGAACUAAUGGCACCUAAACUGCUUGCGGAAACAGCAGGAAUGAUUGGACUUCAGGAAUUAAGGAAUGCUUUCAAAGAGUUUGACGCUAACGGUGAUGGAGAGAUAACCAUUGAGGAACUCCGCCUUGCCAUGCACCGCCUACUAGGGGAGGAGCUGUCAGCCCGUGAGAUAGAAGAUGUAUUGAAGGAGGCAGACUUAAAUGGGGAUGGUACAGUGGACUUUGAAGAGUUUGUUCGAAUGAUGUCUCGCUGAGUGUGGUGUAGAGACAGAAGAAAAUAACAUGAAAAGCUUCGCCUGAGGUUUCACGAAGUCACUGAAUGCCCAGAUCUGUAAGGUGACGAAUGGACCAAGUAAUAAUGCUUCCCUAACAUUGGCCAGGUCCUAAAUUUGGGGACCUGUACUAGGAGUUCAAGCUCUAAACAUAAUUAUUUUCCACUUCUGCCUGGGGAUGCAUAUUCAUCUUUUUAAUUUCCUUACUAGUCCUUUUGGUAUAAGUUCCUCCUUAUAUUAAUAGAAGAGUUCUAAAAGGAACAACUGUCCCUUUUCAGGGAUGAACCAGGAACAAUGUUCUAGUUACGUGACAUUUUCAAAGUGACAAAAUAUGAAGAAGGACGUUGGGUCAGUUACAGUCUCCACAUCAACAGUUUGCUAAGCAUUACCAACGUAACUGUCAUCCCUGAAUGGCGACGAUUCCUUUGCAUAAGACAUUCAUUACAACAAGUGAUCUUUGAGAAGACUUUUGCAGCAGUAUUGUAAGAACAUGACUUGUAUUCACCAUGCCAAGUCAUUGUUUGAUCUGUUUUUCUCACCAGCUAAAUAUCCUUCAGUUCCCUGGUAUGAUGUAAUACCUGUCAUACAUUUAUCCUUUAACAGCAUCCGCUGGCAACUGUCUCACAGAAACCAGCAUUAGGCCAUAUCAUUGAGGUCCUUGUUUUUGGGUUACUAAAGGAACAAAUUUUUUCAGGGUCAACAUACAGAAUGUUUUUGACAAGAUAAAUUGUAAGAUUAAAGAGCUUAAUAGUGGUCUCCAUUGUUCAUUCUAGAUGCUAGAAAGAUCCUUGAAUAUCAUGUUAUACUUCAUUGCUAAAGGGCCCCCUUCAUAUUGCCUUGUUUCAAUAACUUUAGAAAUAGAUCCAAAGGUACAACAGUUUUUUUUUAAAGAGGGGUCUGUGGUACAGGACUUAAAACUGAACCCUGAAAAAAUUCUCUUGAAUAACUUUGGAAAUAAUCCACAACAUCUCCUUGUUUAAAGCAAUCUACUCUCAGUGAAUGAGCCAAACUGCAAAUUUUUCUCCAGUAUAAUGAUCAGGAAAACAGCAAGCCCACUGGUUUACUGGUUCAGUUCCAACUGUUUCUUAAUCAGUCUGUUACUUUUAUUGACUCAGUCUCACUACACAUCCUAUUUUCUGAGGAGAUCCAAAGUGGUAUUCAUAAUAGCUAGGGAACAUUUGGCCAGGACACCAGGAGAACCGCCAAUAUUUUUUCUCAAAAAGUGGCUGCUUUUACCCCACCUGAAUUACUACCAUCUCAGACACGAGAGUUUGGUUUAAUGUCUAUCCAAAGGAUGAAAAUUCAGCAGUACUAUAGACUCUCUAUGCUUCACUACAGUGUAAGCAGGGGAAAAUUAAUCCAAGCAUCAAGUGUAGGGAUUGAAUAUUUUUUUUUCUUUUUUUUCCCCCUUCUUCCAUUGUAAUAAAUAUAUACUUAUUACACCUAUGCUUUUGUUAAUUGUGUCAUUUGUUUGUAAUAAAUGUGUACUUAUUACACCUAU
Protopterus annectens (West African lungfish) is the source of this 2134-nucleotide messenger RNA. RefSeq names its product calcium binding protein 5 (gene CABP5). The record is from RefSeq and is a predicted model, not a curated record. The transcript is spliced from 6 exons. Bases 94 to 615 code for a protein of 173 amino acids. Gene Ontology annotation, molecular function: calcium ion binding. Lineage: Eukaryota; Metazoa; Chordata; Ceratodontiformes; Protopteridae.